Molecule: messenger RNA, 3825 nt
Organism: Limanda limanda (common dab)
Lineage: Eukaryota; Metazoa; Chordata; Actinopteri; Pleuronectiformes; Pleuronectidae
Gene: enpp2l
Product: ectonucleotide pyrophosphatase/phosphodiesterase 2-like
Exons: 25
Coding region: 113-2695 (860 amino acids)
Biological process (GO): phosphatidylcholine catabolic process; immune response
Molecular function (GO): phosphatidylcholine lysophospholipase A1 activity; phosphodiesterase I activity; alkylglycerophosphoethanolamine phosphodiesterase activity
Source: RefSeq, a predicted model, not a curated record
UCUCUCUCUCCCUCUCUCUCUCACUCGCUUCUCACUCUCUCUCCGCCUCAGUCUCUCUCCGGGUCCGGGUCUUUUCGGCGGUUAUGCUUCAGGAGGAUCCGGGUUCUGCAUCAUGCUGCUCGGCUCUCUGGUCGUGGUUGUGAUCGGCCUCUGGGCAUCGAACGUCACCAGAGCGUACGUGUUUCAAGCGAGCCGGCCGGCAGAGGGAGGAGACAACCCAGCGCCUCACACUAAAGUGGUCUCCGAGUGGGUCAGCUCGGCGGGCUCCUGCCAGGGGAGGUGCUUCGAGCUGGAGGAGGCCAAACCCCCGGGGUGCAGAUGUGACAAUCUGUGUAAAACCUACUACAGCUGCUGCUCGGACUUCGACGAGCACUGUCUGAAAACAGCUGGAGGCUUCGAGUGCUCCCAGGACCGCUGUGAGGAGCAGAGGAACGACGAGCACGCCUGCCACUGCUCCCAGGACUGUCUGGAGAGAGGAGACUGCUGCUCCAACUACAGGUCGCUCUGCAAAGGUGAGACCUCCUGGGUGCAGGGCGACUGUGAGGAGAUCCGGAGGGCCGAGUGUCCUGCAGGCUUCAUCCGCCCCCCCCUCAUCAUGAUGUCGGUGGACGGAUUCAGAGCCUCGUACCUGAAGAAGGGAAAAUCUGUCAUUCCCAACAUACAUAAGCUCAGAUCGUGUGGAACUUCAGCUCCGUACAUGAGACCAGUCUACCCAUCGAAGACUUUCCCAAACCUCUACACGCUGGCCACAGGUCUUUACCCCGAGUCGCACGGCAUUGUGGGUAACACCAUGCACGACCCAGUGUUCAACGCCACCUUCAGCCUGCGCACCCGGGAGAAGCUGAACCACCGCUGGUGGGGGGGGCAGCCGAUCUGGAUCACAGCUCAGGAGCAGGGGGUGAAAGCCGGGACUUUCUUCUGGCCUUGGUACUGCAGUUGGGUGAUUCCUCUGGAGAGAAGGAUCCUGACCAUCCUGCGUUGGCUGCUUCUCCCCGACAACGAGAGGCCCUACGUCUACGCCGUGCACUCGGAGCAGCCCGACACCUACGGACACCGGCUGGGCCCGCUCAGCAGCGAGCUGGACAACCCUCUGAGGGAGCUGGACAACAUCAUCGGUCAGCUGAUGAACGGGCUGAAGCAGAUGAACCUGCAUCGCUGCGUCAACGUCAUCGUCGUGGGAGACCACGGUAUGGGGGAGGCUCACUGCGACCAGACGGAGUUCCUCAGCAGUUACCCGCUCAACAUGGAUGAGAUCAUGCUGAUCCCCGGCUCGCUGGGCAGGAUACGACCCCGCGACCCCAAAUCCACCACAUACGACCCCAAAGUAGUUGUUGCUAACCUCACAUGCAAAAUGCCGACUCAGCACUUCAAGCCGUACCUGAAGCAGCAUUUACCCAAGAGGCUUCACUACGCCAACAACCGGCGCAUCGAGGACGUGCACCUGCUGAUGGAGAGGAAGUGGCACAUCGCUAAGAAAAUGCCGGAGAGAGUGAGGUCUCGUUGCGGUUUCUUCGGCGACCACGGCUUCGACAACAAGAUCACCAGCAUGAGGACGAUCUUCAUGGGCCACGGGCCGAGCUUCAAGUUCCAGAAGAGAGUUCCAGAGUUUGAUAACAUAGAGUUAUACAACGUCAUGUGUGACCUGCUGGGCCUGAAGCCGGCUCCGAACAACGGGACCCACGGCUCUCUGAACGACAUGCUGAAGGAGCCGCCCCACCGGCCCAGCAUGCCGCAGGAAGUGACCUCUCCGUCGCCGGCGUCCGACGGAGAGGUCACCGCCACGCACGACCUGGGCUGCAGCUGCGAUGACGAGAACAAAGUGGAGGAGGUGAUGGAGGCGUUCAGUCCUGCAGCCGAGGGGAACUACAGCUACAACGACACACACUUGCCGUUUGGUCGUCCGGCCGUGAUGUUCGAUUCCCACUACAGUUUACUUCAUCACGUGGAGUUCAUCAGUGGAUACAGCAAAGAGCUGGCAAUGCCUCUGUGGACGUCAUACACACUUCCACGACAGGAGGACUUGACCCCGGUCCCGGACGUGUCCCCCGGGGCUCCGUGUGUCCGGGUGGACUCCAGAGUGUCGGCUGAUCACAGUCAGAGCUGCACACGCUACAGUCAGAACGACCACCUCACACACGGCUUCCUGUUCCCACCAGAGCUGGCGUCUUCGCCCGAGUCCCGCUACGACGCCUCGCUCAUCACCAACACGGCGCCCAUGUUCCCGGCCUUCAAGAGGAUGUGGAGCUACCUGCAGGUGGCGCUGCUGAGGCGUUACGCAGAGGAGCAGAACGGCAUCAACGUGCUCGCCGGACCCGUGUUCGACCUCGACCACGACGGCCUCCGCGACACCAUGGACACCAUCAGAGAGUUGUCCCCCGGGUCCCCCCCCCUAGUCCCCUCCCACUUCUUCACGGUGGUGACGAGCUGCGAAGAGAAGAACCAGACGCUGGAGGAGUGUGACGGUGCGUUCAGGGUCUUCAGCUUCCUGCUGCCGCACCGAGCCGACAACAGUGAGGCCUGCAACAGCGCCGAGGACGAGUCGGCGUGGGUGGAGGACCUGCUGAAGCUCCACACGGCCCGAGUCCGGGACGUGGAGAUCCUCACGGGUCUGGACCUCUACCGAUCCACCAACCUCACCUACACCAGCACCCUGAGCCUCAAAACCCACCUGCACACCUUCGAGACGGACGACUAGACGCACACACAGACACACACACACACACACACACACACACACACACACACACACACACACACACACACACACACACACACACAGGAUUUAGCCGUUUGUAAGGUCCUGUGUUGUCACCACAUGCUCCUGAGGAACCGCCGGGGAAAGCGGAGCACAUCGCAAAUUUGAAUUUGUUUGUUAAGCAGUAGCUUGAAGAUUAGAACAGGAUUAUUUAGAACCCUUCAGAAAAUCUGAUUAUGGAUCAGAUAGCACAGGAAUGACGCAGGAUAGGGGAAUAUUCUCAUAAACACAUAAAUACAGAUUACACAGUGCACUGCAUCCUCGGCAGAAAGGACCGGACCAGGGCUCCAUGACUGUAAAUGACUUCAUAUUCCAACUAGCAACCAUUUAUGUAGAAUUUACAAAGUAAUUAGUGUUGUUUAUAACUUAGUAUACUCGUGAAACUGGUUGUAGUUUUGUCGUGGAUCACAAUGUGUUUGUUGUGAUCUCAAACUAACCUUGAAAUUUGAUUCUCAUGUUGUAUGAAUAAGAACUGAAACCUGAAAAAAAUCACACAAUAAUAAACGUGAGUCUAGAACAAGUUUGAAUCAUUUGUAGUUAAAACACGUUGCUGGUUUGGUUCUGUCAAGGAAAGGUUUGAAAUGUUUGGGGAAUGAACUUGUUUAUGUUUCUUGCUGAGAAUUCACACUGACACCACUGUACGUUAAAUAACUACAGGCCUGCACAAUUAGCAUAGCUUAGCAUAGCUUAGCAUCACUUGUUCAACAUUGGGCGUUGCUCGUGCAGGCGAAUUUGCUUUUGCCUUUGGAGCAAAGACUGUAAAUAAAGAUGGACGAUGCGUCUCCUCCCACAUCCAGAAUCUAAGAAAAAUAUCACGGAUGAGAAACGCCAUCACCUCGCACGUUUGGGACGAAAGGAAAUGGAACGCUGGCUAGCCGUUUCCCCCUGUUUCCAGUCUUUGUGCUAAGCUAAGCUAACCAUCUCCUGGCUUUAAUGUUUAACAAACACAUGAUUGAUUUUAAGCAAGAGAGUAAAUAAGUGAAUUCUCCAAAAAGAACAUGUGAUCAACAAGGGGGCGGAAAAUAUCCAGUGGUAAUAAAAACAUGAAUAAUAAAUACAUUCCAUCUUCA